This is a messenger RNA of Zingiber officinale, 708 nucleotides long. RefSeq names its product probable protein phosphatase 2C 5. The transcript has 7 exons. Lineage: Eukaryota; Viridiplantae; Streptophyta; Magnoliopsida; Zingiberales; Zingiberaceae. The record is from RefSeq and is a predicted model, not a curated record. The coding region runs from base 1 to 708 and encodes 235 amino acids.
AUGGCCUACAACUGGGCGAUCGCCCUCCUCACCAUCUCCGUCGUGCUUUUGCUGACCACCCCCCAAGCGCUCGACCACACCAAACGAGUCUUCCUAUACGCCGCCGGCACCUGCCUCGCCUGCCUCUCCCUCGUUACCUCCGUCGGCCUCAUCUACUACUCCGUCCUCAGCCAUCCCGGCGCCCAACUCGCAAAGAGGGAGUCCAACUCCCGGAUAGAAGAUAGAGACGACACCCAAUCCAUCUCAGGAUUCCAUGGCGAUUCCUCAGAAUCAGUGAUCAAGAACAAGGCGUCAUUGCUAGAAGAGAAGAAGAAAGUCAUUGUUGAUGGGGAAAAAGAUCUUUUGCAUGAGAAGGAGGUGGCUAUCAUGGAGGAAUUAUACAAAGAAUGUGUCAUAGCAAUGCAGGGUGGGUUGCUACUGACCAGCAAUAACUUUGGUGUUGUAAGAGAAGCAAUUAAGAAAGCAUUUGCAAAUCUUGAUGUCUGGCUCUCGAUUUGGAUUCGUUCUCUGGUUGACAAUCAGAAACUGAGAUUGAAGCGGCAGAUAUUGAAUACUAUUUUAGGUACCUUAAUAUUUGCAAGCGUGGAUAAUAUCUGUAAGGACAUUUUUCUUCGUGGCAAGAUGGAUGAUCAAGGUUGGGUUCCCGUCUCAUUGAUUGCUACCUUUAACAUGGUGAGUAAUCCAUGUGAUUAUGGAUAUGAGGAGUAA